Linum trigynum is the source of this 2094-nucleotide messenger RNA. Lineage: Eukaryota; Viridiplantae; Streptophyta; Magnoliopsida; Malpighiales; Linaceae. The record is from the annotation of a GenBank genome assembly.
CGCUACCAACGGGUGACCAUGUCGCGAGCCGCAAUCUGAGAUGGGGUGAUAAAUGCGUUUUCUGCAACCAGAAGGAGACAUAAGUUCAUAUGUUUAGCGAAUGUGAAUGGGGUUCCAGAAUCUGGCGGACAUCCUCUUUUGUUGAUUGUUUUGAGGCAAGAGGUUCGGGUGACUGUCUAGAAUGGGUAACAACAGUACUGAACUCGAAAGAAAAAGAAGAAGUGGAAGGUUGGAGUGUGUUACUCUGGUUCUUGUGGAAGGAACGAAACACACAAUAUUGGAACGGUCAAAAACUAGCUGAGAAUGAUAUUGUGCCCCGAGCUAAGUACUACCUCGAGGACUACUGACAACACCAGGGUGUGGAGCAACCCGAGGAGAGAAUGCCAGGUGCGAAGCGAUGGCAAAAACUUCGACCGGGAAGAUUCUCGGUCACCUCCGACGUGGCUAUGCUUGAUGGGGGAGGAGUUGGUCUGGGUGUUGUAGUAAGAGACAACAAUGGGACGUUUGUUCUUGCCGCAGCAAAGCGAAUGCAAGGGGAAUAUAGUGUGGAUAUGGCUGAGGCUAUGGCGGCAGAAAUGGGAAUGCAGUUGCUACCCAGCAUCCCCAGUGGCACCCUGAUAUUGGAGAGUGAUAGCCUGGCAGUGAUCUCGAAGGUCCAGCACCCCGCUCGUGACUUGACUAAAGUUGGUGUGGUGUGCCGCAGUAUAUGGCGGAAAUUGCAACAGGGGAAUGGUUCUUGUCGGCAUAUUCCUAGAGAAGCGACUGGUGCAGCCCAUAUUAUGGCUAGAGCAUUGACGAAUUGGGGGGAGCGAAUAGUUUGGCUUGAUAGGCCACCAGUUUGUUUGAUUGAUCAAUUAUAGCUCGAUGAUGUAACAACACAGAUUGAUUAAUGGAAAGCUCAGGUUACCAUAAAAAAAACAAAGAAGUUGCCAAGGUUGACGCCUAGACGGCUCAAGAUAGGGUGAGUAACAAUGAGUAACCAAAUCUGGACUCUUCUUUUAAGUGACUGCAGAUCUAAGGGUGGAGAAUUAAAGGAAUUUAUUUUCCCUAGUUUUCUUAAUUGGAUCAUAUCUUCUUCAUUCUAACUCGGAUUUCAAUUUUUUUUUACACAGAUGGAACGAGUUCGUUGUGCUCUAGAAAAUGAUAUCCAUUUUCAAUAUUUUUUGAGAAAAAAAAUUUCAUCCCUCUCGUUACCAAUUCCAUACCAUAUGGUAUCUCCUUCGUUGUUUAGUCAUUUUCGGAAAUUUUUGCACAAAAGGAACGAUUUAAUCAUGAUCUAUUGGAUUUCAAAAUUUUAUGGGGGAAAAAAUUUCAAACCUCUCGUUAUCAACUCCAUACCAUACUAUACCACCCUGAUAUGAGGUGGUAUUUUUCAUACCAUAUGGUAUGCUGUUAUUUAAUAUCAUAUGGUAUUGACUGGUAUUAAAUAACAACAUAUGGUAUUGACUGGUAUUUUCAUACCAUAUGGUAUGCUGUUAUUUAAUACCAGUCAAUACCAUAUGGUAUAGUCUGGUAAUAAUUAGGAAAUUUUUUUUGUUCCAAAAAAUAUCAAAGUUGAUAUCAUUUUGAAGAACACAAUUAAUCUGAUCUAACUGUGCAAAAAAAUUAAAUUCCGAGUUAAAACGAGUGAGAAAUCGUCCGUUAAAGAUUAAGGGAAAGAAAAUUAAUGAUUUUUCCAGGAGAGAGAAGGAGGCGCUGAUGUGGCAGAAUCUUAUUGGGUUAUGCAUGGGGUUACUCACCGGAUCUAUUCCCCUUCCCUUCAUGGUCUGCAACUUGAAUUCUUUUUUUUGUUUUUACUUUUUCAAGGUUCUUAGUUGGGGAUCACAAAAUUGAAAUGAAUAUACAUUGUCACUUAUAGAACUUCAUAUUAUUAUUCGACUUAUGCACAACUUGGUAAUUAUUUUUUGAGUUGUAUAACCUGCCAAUGACGGGGAAAAUGUUCUAAGUUGUAUAGAAGUAAAUCGUAUAGUUUCAUGCUCUUAUAGAUCAACCUAUUUAUUUUUGUAUGGUCUAUAAGAGACUUCUGAUUUGGACUCUUACACACAGUGAAAUAUUGCUUAAUCCAGUGUGUAUCGAUAAAUUAUGCUAUUAUAA